GAGGUUCAAAAGGGAGAACGGGAAAGGAAACGAUAUACAAGGAGAGGGGAGGGAGGAGGGAUGGGAGAAUCGAGCGGGUCGAUCCCGGUGGAUGUUGAGAGGAUUUCCUUUGGAGGGAAGGAACAUCAUCUGUUAACAAGCCAUGGCCCUAUUUCAGUUGCUGUAUAUGGGGAUCUGGAAAAGCCUGCACUUAUUACUUAUCCGGAUGUUGCUUUAAAUCAUUUGUCGUGCUUUCAAGGAUUAUUUUUUUGCCCAGAAGCUGCUUCUUUGCUUCUUCAUAAUUUCUGCAUAUACCAUAUUAGUCCUCCAGGACAUGAGUUGGGUGCUGCUCCAUUUUCCUCAGAUGAGCCAGUGCUUUCUGUAGAUCAGUUAGCUGAUCAGGUGGCCGACGUUCUUGAUUUCUUUGGGUUAGUGUCUGCCAUGUGCUUUGGGGUCACAGCUGGUGCUUAUAUUCUUACCCUUUUUGCUAGUAAGUAUAGGGAGCGUGUCCUAGGUCUCAUACUUGUCUCACCUCUUUGUAAGGCUCCCUCGUGGUCCGAGUGGUUGUAUACUAAGGUAGUGUCAAAUUUACUAUAUUUUUAUGGAAUGUGUGGAUUAGUCAAGGAAUACUUACUCCAGCGGUACUUCAGUAAGGAAGUUCGAGGAAGUUCACAGGUUCCUGAGUCGGACAUAGUGCAAGCCUGUAAAAGUUUGUUGGAUGAGAAGCAGAGUGCAAAUGUUUGGCGUUUUCUUCAGUCGUUGAACGGGAGACAUGAUUUAACGGGAGCACUGAAGAAACUCCGGUGUCGGACUCUAAUUUUUGUGGGUGAGGACUCUCCGUUUCACUCAGAGGCCCUCCACAUGACCACAAAACUGGAUAGGAGAUACAGCGCAUUGGUUGAGGUUCAGGCAUGUGGGUCAGUGGUGACAGAAGAGCAACCCCAAGCCAUGCUGAUACCAAUGGAGUACUUCCUCAUGGGGUACGGUUUGUACCGACCAAGCCAGCUGAGCUACAGCCCACCAAGUCCUCUUAAUCCAUUGUGCAUCUCUCCAGAAUUGCUCUCGCCAGAGAGCAUGGGACUGAAGCUAAAGCCCAUCAAGACUCGAAUAUCCCUUGAAGUCUGAGAAGUUCAUUCAAUUUCAUCGCCGAUGAAUGUUGCAAUGCCAAAAUCAAUUUUGCGUGUAAAACUUCGAGAUAUACUCCUUACAUGUAAAUUUUUUCUUUCUUUGGAGAUUUUAGUGCAACAGCAGGUUAAUGAUCUGUAGAUAUUAUCACGAAGUGGGAUAAACUAAGUGCUGGAUUGUGCUACAUUCUUUUGUACUCAAAUAACUUAUAUAAAUUCAAUUUUUUGUGGUGAUGAAA
Musa acuminata subsp. malaccensis (wild Malaysian banana) is the source of this 1342-nucleotide messenger RNA. RefSeq names its product protein NDL1. The record is from RefSeq and is a predicted model, not a curated record. Lineage: Eukaryota; Viridiplantae; Streptophyta; Magnoliopsida; Zingiberales; Musaceae.